CAUAUAUAUUUACAUAUGAACCAGGAAGCCUUGUAAAUAUCGAGUGAAUUGUCCCAACAGCUUAGUGUAACUUUGGUGCUUGUAUGACAAUGUAACACUAAACAUGGACGUUUGUUUUCUCCGCAGUCUCCUUUUUGUUGUUCUGACGACCCAGAUAUUUGGAGACGAUGAUCAGGUGACUUUCGUGUCAGAGCUCUCAUCCAAACCAGCUCAGAAGCUGUCAAAGUACGCUUGGUAUGCCUCUGUGAGGCUGCACAGGUUUCACAUACCGGAGGAUGCUGCCAUUGCUCACUGGCUGUUCUCUGUGACCAAAGGCCACAACUUCCACUGCGGACAGCACAACGUCUCCAUCCAUAUUCGAUGGGGUGCACCUCCAGUUAUAAACCCUCUUGGAUUGGUAUUUCCCAAUGCGACGCAAUGGAGCCCCUGCCUGUCUCUGACUUUGCCAGUGACAUCACACAGCUCCACAACCUUUAACCUUGUCAGUCCUGCUCCUGGUGACUGGUACAUUGCAGCCCACUUGCCUAAAGAUGAUGGACGUAUAGAACAGAAGGGCUUUCCAUCAUGCUCCUACUUCUUCCAGCCUCAGCUUUCCAUUAGGAGAGCAGUGGACACUCCGAUUUUACAGCAGGGCUUCCUUCUCCAGCAGACUGCAGCCCCUGACAAACCUGCACGCCUUAAGUUGUAUGUUCCAGAGUUUGCCUCUUCCCUCCUCGUGUCCGUCGCUAACUGUUCAUCUAGAGAGAAGCCAGACAAUGGAAACUGCUCGCUUGUACUCAGGCUUGGCUCCAGCUCUGUACAGCAGGGCCCAGUGACAGUGAAUUGCUCAGGGAGUAGCUGCUCUGCACCUCUGUUCAACCCACCUUGGGACGUCUGGAUACAAGUUGUUGUUGAGAGCAACCAAGAAAACCAGACUGUAUCUUUCAGUAUUGUCUCAAACUACACAGUGGGUUGUAAACCUACCAGUGUAGGUCUUAAGGCAGACGACGACAUCAGUUUUGGCAACAGCAGCUUUACCACUUCAACGUCCUUAGGGAACGGCUCUGUGGUUAGCAACGCACUCACCAUUGGCAACAAAUCCACAUCAGCGCUGACACCGCUGUUGCCAUCGGCGUGUGUCUGGAGCAUCCCUGUGCUUUACGAGGAGGUGGAUGUUCUGUCGCUCAGGUUCACUGCUGUUAAUGGACCCAAUGUCAGUGUGACAAAUACACACCCCACACUGCUCACCUACCCGCUGCAAGCACAAGCCACUGGUGGUACACUGAACCUACAGCUCUUACUCAACACGACUAAUGUCACCCUGGGUAACAGCAGCAAUAUUGUGGCCUGUCUGUCUCCUUGGGCUCCAGUCCUCAAACUCAACGACUCCCAACCCUGUCGCACAGCUUUGUUUGGAGGAUAUCGUGUCCAAGUAAAUACCAGCUCUCCUAAAGCUAUGGUUAGGCUGCCCUUCCCCCAGUCAGCAACGUGGUACCUUACCCUGCAGAUCACAUGCAACAGCAGUGACUGUGGGAACACAUCUGUGGUGUCUAUCAUACCAGAGGUGUUUGUCAGUGGCUGUGUAGACGACUGUGGCACGUACGGCGAAUGCAGGCUACUGAGAUCCUACACCUACCUGUACGCUGCCUGUGUCUGCAAGGCUGGGUGGAGUGGCUGGGGUUGCACUGAUAAUUCAACAGCUCAGUCAUUUAGUCAUCAGCUGACUGCCACUCUGCUGCUCACACUCAGCAACCUGUGCUUUCUGCCCGCCAUCAUAGUGGCCAUCUAUCGCCUUUACAUAGCUGAGGCAUCCGUCUACCUUUUCACCAUGUUCUUCUCCACGUUCUACCAUGCAUGUGACCAGCCAGGUGUAGCUGUACUAUGCAUCAUGAACUACAAUACUCUACAGUACUGUGACUUCCUCGGCUCGGUUUGUUCCUUCUGGGUCACUAUCCUGUGCAUGGCUCGCAUCAAAGACACAUUCAAAUAUUCUCUAUUCAUGCUCGGGGCUUUGCUUAUUGCCAUGUCAAUGCAACUGGAUCGUGCCGGCUUGUGGAACAUGCUGGGCCCCAUUCUCUGUGGACUCCUGUUUAUGGUUACAACAUGGGUGUACCGAGGGGUACAGCGGCGGCAUUGCUACCCACCUUCUUGGAAGCGCUGGGUCUUGUACCUGAUCCCCGGGGCUAUUUGCGCUCUCACUGGGGUCUGCUUGUACAUUUUUGCCGAGACCGAAGAAAACUACUUCUAUACACAUUCACUCUGGCACAUCCUGGUGGCCAGCUGCGUGGUUUUCAUGCUGCCGCCUAAGGAGAAGAACAUGGAGGCGUCGGGCUGGAGCAGGGGCUGGAGCAUAGGCUGGAGGCCGCGGGUCUGUGGGUAUACUCUGUGUCAGAGCGGAAAGGAUGAACUCUACACUGUCACAUAAUGGGGCAGGAACUGAGGCGAACAAUCAGAGUGACUACGGGGUGGUAGAAAUACAAAGUUCCAAGUCCUAUAUUCUAAUAGGCCUGUAUCAACAAAGACAUUGUCAAACGCACACAGGCACUAAGCGUAACCCAAAUAGACCCCGCUGAGACCUCCAAGGUGGUCCAGUGAAGAAGCUUCAAUUCAAGCAUCGGAACCUUCAGGUAUGAGACCACCUGAGCUCUCUGCUUGUGGCUAGACAUUCUUACGCGUUGUACAUUUUACUAGGUUGGAAAAUGAUUGUUGAAGAAUGACGUGCAAUAAUGCUUUGUGGAAUUCCUUCAAAUAUCUAUUCUCACAAAUACAAAUAUUUAAUAUUUGUAGCCUUUAAGUUUUUUUUCCUAGCACUAACUAACUACUAGCGUCUCUGUUCGUCUGUAUGUGCCUGCACAUUUAUGUCUUUGAAUCACGUGCAGGAGCUUGUGUCCAUCUUUCUACUUUUCAAGUUGCGGCUUAAACUUUUCAAGUUCUUUUCAAGUUGCGGUUUUUACACACUUUUAUUAUAAAGCUGUAAUUAACAUCGCCCAUAUGUGGUAUAAUGGGCACAUUAUGAAUGUAUAUUUGCAUUACAGUGUCGAAUGCCUUUUCUCUUUGUGAAUGAGUGCACCUUAAGUGUAUGAGUGAAGCUGUUCAUGUUUUGUUUUAUAUAAGACAAAGUAAAUGUUUUGUCCGAGUGUGGUGUGGUGCAGGUUUAAUUUGAGCUAAUUCUGUAACUUUUUUGCUUUAAUUAUUGAAAUAUUGUUUUUUAUGUGAAUGUAAGGAGGACUAUGGACUAUGUAGAACUGUAGGACUAUGAAAAGCAAUUCAACCACUAAAAUAUACUUUAGCUGGCAUUUCAUGUUCAGGGAAAGAAAAUGUACCUUCCUUGUAUUUAGGAAUGAUUAAAACCCAAACAGCAUUUAACAAAAUAAAAUAUGCAAAAGGUU
Messenger RNA from Betta splendens (Siamese fighting fish), 3368 nucleotides. It is a transcript of the gene pgap6, whose product is annotated as post-glycosylphosphatidylinositol attachment to proteins 6. Bases 104 to 2404 code for a protein of 766 amino acids. Lineage: Eukaryota; Metazoa; Chordata; Actinopteri; Anabantiformes; Osphronemidae. The record is from RefSeq and is a predicted model, not a curated record. Gene Ontology annotation, cellular component: plasma membrane. The transcript is spliced from 13 exons.